AUAAAGGAAAAGAAUUUGAAAGACGAAUGGAAGCUGUUCUGAAAAGCAUCAAUUGUUUCAAGAUUGGAAUUUUGGAUCUCCCUGCAGUAACCGCUCUGCGCUUUGAAGUUUUAGCUGCCCAGAAUUGUAGGGUGCGCUACUUUAAUAGCUUCCUGCAGCAAAGAGCUUUGGCGUACAGUUUUGCAACAGCUUAGUGGAUUGAGCUCUGCAACAAUAGCUUUGCGUUUGCUGCCAGGACAAAGCCAGGAGAAUUUGAAAGCACCAUGGCGGGCAUGAGUGAAGCGGACAUCUUUGAUGAUGAUGUGGUGGACGAAAGUGCUCAGAUGUCAACAGAAGACCUGCUCGUGAGGUCCAGGUUGCUUGACAACGAGAUUCGUGUCCUCAAGGAUGAUGCGCAGCGGCUGAAGCUGGAAGAAGACGCAACCAAGGAGAAAAUUAAGGAGAAUCAAGAGAAGAUCAAGCUCAACAAGCAGCUACCGUACCUUGUUGGGAACGUCGUCGAGAUCCUUGAUGUUAAUCCUGAAGACGAGGCUGAAGAGGAUGGCGCCAACGUCGACCUUGAUUCCCAAAGGAAAGGAAAGUGCGUGGUACUUAAGACAUCCACCAGACAGACCAUCUUCCUGCCGGUGGUCGGACUGGUCGACGCGGAGCAGCUGAAACCUGCGGACUUGGUUGGUGUGAAUAAGGACAGCUACCUCAUCUUAGACACGCUACCGGCAGAGUAUGACUCGCGGGUCAAAGCAAUGGAGGUGGACGAGAAGCCGACUGAGGAUUACAGCGACAUCGGAGGCCUUGACAAACAGAUCCAAGAGCUAGUAGAGGCGAUAGUGCUGCCCAUGACUCACAAGGAGCGCUUCGACAACCUUGGCAUCAAACCCCCCAAGGGCAUCCUUCUGUAUGGCCCCCCCGGCACGGGGAAGACCUUGAUUGCAAGGGCGUGCGCUGCCCAGACGAACGCCACCUUUUUGAAACUGGCCGGGCCGCAACUUGUACAAAUGUUCAUAGGGGAUGGUGCAAAGCUGGUGCGGGAUGCGUUCACGCUGGCGAAGGAAAAGGCACCGACAAUCAUCUUCAUUGACGAGGUCGAUGCCAUUGGUACAAAAAGGUUUGACAGCGAGCUGAGCGGCGAUCGGGAGGUGCAGCGGACGAUGCUCGAGCUCCUGAACCAGCUGGACGGGUUCAGCAGCGACUCCCGGAUAAAGGUGAUUGCUGCGACCAACAGAGCGGACAUCCUCGAUCCGGCCCUCAUGCGCUCCGGACGGCUGGAUCGCAAGAUCGAGUUCCCGCACCCUACGGAAGAGGCCCGCGCCCGCAUCCUUCAGAUUCACUCGCGGAAAAUGAACGUCAGCCCGGACGUCAACUUCGAGGAGCUGGCUCGCUCGACUGACGACUUCAACGGCGCCCAGCUCAAGGCCGUGUGUGUAGAGGCCGGCAUGCUGGCCCUGCGACGGGAUGCAACGGAAGUCAAUCACGAAGAUUUUAACGAAGGUAUCAUCCAAGUGCAAGCAAAGAAAAAGGCCAGCUUGAACUACUACGCUUAAGUAGAGCUGAUGGAUUCGUAUCUGGCGUUUCCUUCGAUUGGAUCGAAGUGCAACCACUGGAUAGUCUCCGAGUAUGAGUCCCACUGCAACUUUGUUGCAUUCGCCUGUCACUUGAGUUUGGCGUCUCAGUCUCCAAGCGUGUUCUCACUCGUUUCUACACGCAGUACUGAAGCCUGUUCAUGUUGAGUGGAGGGUCAGGAGUU
This is a messenger RNA of Klebsormidium nitens, 1744 nucleotides long. NCBI's taxonomy places the organism in Eukaryota, Viridiplantae, Streptophyta, Klebsormidiophyceae, Klebsormidiales, Klebsormidiaceae. The record is from the annotation of a GenBank genome assembly.